Populus nigra (black poplar) is the source of this 1156-nucleotide messenger RNA. RefSeq names its product peroxygenase 1. Bases 223 to 942 code for a protein of 239 amino acids. The record is from RefSeq and is a predicted model, not a curated record. NCBI's taxonomy places the organism in Eukaryota, Viridiplantae, Streptophyta, Magnoliopsida, Malpighiales, Salicaceae. The transcript is spliced from 6 exons. Gene Ontology annotation, molecular function: calcium ion binding; monooxygenase activity.
GCUGCCGUGUAGACAAACAUAUGUGAGCACUGAGAACCAAAUCAUAGCAUCCCACAAGCAAGCAGCUGUCUCUGCAUGGCUGCCACGCAGCCUAGCUAGCUCAAUUUAUAUUGACCCGACGGCUAGGCUGAAUUACGGAGAGAAAGGAACAGUAGAAAACGAGCCCUUGUUAGAAGAAAGAGGGAAAACAAAAGGGACAAACACAGCAGAAACAAGAAAUCAAUGGACGGGGAGAUCGAGAAGGAUUCACUGGCAAGAGAAGCACCUUAUGCACCUGUUACUCAUGAGAGACCUGUUCGUGAUGAUUUGGAUGAUAAAAUCCCAAAGCCUUACAUGGCAAGAGGUUUGCAAGCUCCCGAUACAGAAAAUCCUUAUGGAACACCGGGACAUCAGCAUCGCGGGUUGAGUGUCCUUCAGCAACAUGUAGCCUUUUUCGACCUAGAUGAAAAUGGAAUAGUUUACCCUUGGGAGACUUACACUGGAUUGCGUGCAAUUGGUUUCAAUAUAAUUGCCUCUCUUAUAGUGGCUGCUGUCAUCAACGGAGCUUUGAGCUAUGCUACUCUUCCCGGAUGGUUCCCUUCUCCCUUUUUUCCGAUACACAUACACAACAUACACAAAGCCAAGCACGGGAGCGACUCUGGAACUUAUGACACAGAAGGAAGAUACAUACCAGUGAAUUUCGAGAGCAUUUUCAGCAAGUAUGCUCAUACAAAGCCAGACAAGUUGUCACUCAGAGAGCUCUGGAAAAUGACCGAGGGACAACGGGUCGCCUUCGAUAUAUUUGGAUGGAUGGGAGCUAAGUUAGAAUGGGGCCUUCUCUAUGUUCUUGCAAAGGAUGAAGAAGGAUUCCUGUCUAAAGAAGCUAUAAGACGAUGUUUUGAUGGUAGUUUAUUCGAGUAUUGCGCCAAAAUGAACAGGGUUGCUGAAGCUAAGAUGCGCUAAGGGAUCUCUACUGCUAAGUACUCAAAUAUCAGGAACCUAACAGUUUUCAGUUUAACUGAUAAUACUGGUGUAAUAAAUUGAGACUUGGCCUUUUCUUUCUGCAGAAAAUGAACACUAGUGCUUGUCUAGAACUGAUAAUUUAUCAACUAUCAAAGCGUUGUGUAUGUUUUUGAAUAAAAGCUCAUGUAGUCACUUCAUGCGUGUUUGAAUAUCA